AUGGCCCAAGUAACGCGAGGGGCGCAUAAGCGACUCAUUAUUUGCUGCGAUGGAACAUGGAUGGACUCACUGGGCAAGAAAGGCGCCGAGCCCCAAUCAAACGUGACGCGCAUCUCGCGUGUCCUGAGACGAACAUGUCAGGACGGCACCCAUCAGAUCAUCAUGUAUGAUCCAGGCGUCGGAAGUUCAGAUAGCGUUGUCGACAAGCUUACUGGCGGCCUCUUUGGCAGUGGUCUAGACCAGAAUAUUCGGGAGGUCUAUAACUUCAUUUGCACCAACUACGUGGAUGGAGACGACAUCAUACUUUUAGGGUUCUCUCGUGGUGCCUUCACUGCGCGCUCUGUUGCUGACAUGAUCGCCACUGUCGGUUUGCUCACGCCAAUGGGACUCGAGCAAUUUUACUCUGUUUUCGAGGACUAUGAACAUAUGAGUGACGCCAAACGGGACACCAAACUAUAUUUGUUCCCGAACAUGCCGCCUUACAAGAAUGAACAAGGACAGGCUAAACGCCAGUGGGAGGCAAAGCGAAGGGCACAAUAUCAGGAAUGGCUCACAAAGAAUGGCUAUAGCAGACACACCUACCAGGAUGGUAAGACCGACAUCACAAUCAAGGCAGUUGGGGUUUGGGACACUGUCGGGACCUUGGGUAUUCCGCCGGCGCCAGUCUUUGUCUCGGACCGUGUAGAGAAUGCAUUCCAUGCUCUCGCUCUGGAUGAGCCCAGAUACGCAUUCAGACCGGCGCUCUGGGAGAAACGUGACAAUACCAAGACGAACCUCAAGCAGGUGUGGUUUCCCGGCACUCAUAGCUCAGUAGGAGGCGGAUGGCAUGAGCAGCAAAUUGCAAACAUAUCUCUCGCUUGGAUGUGCGACCAGCUUUCAACCAUCGGUGUGGAGUUCAGCCAAAGCCGAAUGGACGACACAUUCAAUCAAGGGUUACGAUACUCUGCCGGGCACCCUUUUGCAUACGUUCCUCAGAACUCCUGGACCUCAUGGUUCUCCUCAAAGACACCUCUUCUAUGGGCCAACUCGGCCAUCUGUUCCGUCAAGCCGUCAAGUGUCAAGAGAGACAUCGCUGAAUGCAGUGGGAAAGAUUCCCAUCCCACGGGAAGAAAAGAGGAACUCUGGAAACUUGCUCGUCCUUGGGCUCUAGGCAUAAUGCGCUACCCAGACAGCAUCAUACAGACCAUCGGCGGAGUUACAGUCCGGCACCCUGGCCUGUUUAUGCGCGCUGACCCCGAUACAAACCAAGACACUGACCAGCCUCUGCAAAACACUGAUGAAAGUGUACACAGCAGUGUCCGAGUCAGGAUGGCAUGUCAAGGCCUCGGUACGGACGACGGUGAGGUUUGGAGUUGCAAACCCUUGACACGCGCAGACAACGGCAGCGAGCUCUGGAGAAUAGAACGGGGUUCCGGCCUGAAGUCUUCCGAAAUCGAAAGAAUCAGAAAUUUCAAACCCAGGGAGCUAAGCCUUAGCAAAGAUGAGUACAACGGCGAUUUGUACACACCUGGGGAUGGGGAUGGCCAAUGGCGAUGGGUGCUUUCCGAAAAGCAGGGAGAAAACAAUUCUUCAGUGCGGGUACUGCCGGAGGAACCAAUGACUGGAUAUUGGGAGCGUCAUCUUCUUGCCUUGACAGCGGGAGCACCCGACGUAUGGAGGUGGGCAGAGGAUAAUUCUCGCCAAGUGUGA
This is a messenger RNA of Colletotrichum truncatum, 1689 nucleotides long. Its product is annotated as peptidoglycan binding domain-containing protein. The record is from RefSeq and is a predicted model, not a curated record. NCBI's taxonomy places the organism in Eukaryota, Fungi, Ascomycota, Sordariomycetes, Glomerellales, Glomerellaceae.